UAUCUUACUUCUCCGUGUUUCCACCCAUCUCGGAGACCAAUCUCGACAUCUCCUCAGCCAGGCAGCUUCCCAGCUAGCCCCUGGCCUGAGUCAAAGGCUGGUGGGCGUGUUCCACGCCUGAGGCGGUGUGUUGGACCUGGUCAAGGCUGGGGAAACCAAACCACUGUAUAAAGAGACAGCAGCUACCGGGCAGCCGGCAGCACGGGCUUUGCUACGGAUCGCUCGCCUCCAGUCCGCUGCUGUGUCCAGAGCUGCUCACCACCCCGGAAAGAUGGCACCGGUUGCGGGCAAGAAGGCCAAGAGGGGAAUCUUAGAACGUUUAAACGCCGGAGAAGUUGUGAUCGGAGAUGGAGGAUUUGUCUUUGCACUGGAAAAGAGGGGCUACGUCAAGGCUGGACCCUGGACUCCAGAAGCUGCUGUGGAGCACCCGGAAGCAGUUCGCCAGCUUCACAGGGAGUUCCUCAGAGCCGGAUCAAACGUCAUGCAGACCUUCACUUUCUACGCCAGCGAAGACAAGCUGGAGAACAGAGGGAACUACGUGGCAGCGAAGAUAUCUGGGCAUAAGGUCAACGAAGCUGCCUGUGACAUUGCCCGUCAGGUGGCUGACGAAGGAGAUGCCUUGGUUGCGGGAGGGGUGAGCCAGACGCCUUCAUACCUCAGCUGCAAGAGCGAAACAGAAGUUAAAAAAAUAUUCCAGCAGCAGCUGGAGGUCUUCAUGAAGAAGAAUGUGGACUUCCUCAUUGCUGAGUAUUUUGAACAUGUGGAAGAAGCUGUGUGGGCGGUAGAAGCAUUAAAGACAUCUGGUAAACCUAUAGCGGCUACCAUGUGCAUUGGGCCUGAAGGAGACCUGCAUGGGGUGCCGCCCGGAGAGUGUGCUGUGCGUCUGGUCAAAGCAGGCGCCUCCAUCGUCGGGGUGAACUGCCACUUCGACCCCACCACGAGCUUGCAGACCGUGAAGCUCAUGAAGGAGGGCUUGGAGGGCGCUCGGCUGAAGGCCUUCCUGAUGAGCCAGCCCCUGGCCUACCACACCCCGGACUGCGGCAAACAGGGCUUUAUCGAUCUCCCCGAGUUCCCCUUCGGCCUGGAGCCCAGAGUUGCGACCCGAUGGGAUAUUCAAAAAUACGCCAGAGAUGCCUACAACCUGGGGGUCAGGUUCAUUGGCGGCUGCUGCGGAUUCGAGCCCUACCACAUCAGGGCGAUUGCUGAGGAGCUGGCCCCGGAAAGGGGGUUCCUGCCUCCGGCUUCAGAGAAACAUGGCAGCUGGGGCAGUGGUUUGGACAUGCACACCAAACCCUGGAUCAGAGCACGGGCCAGAAAGGAGUACUGGCAGAAUCUUCGGAUAGCUUCGGGCAGACCAUACAACCCUUCAAUGUCCAAGCCAGAUGCCUGGGGAGUGACCAAAGGGACCUCGGAGUUGAUGCAGCAGAAGGAAGCCACCAGUGAGCAGCAGCUGAAGGAGCUCUUUGAGAAACAGAAGUUCAAAUCUGCACAGUAGCUGCAGGGCCACCAUUUGGGGUGAAUUCCUCUCUGUCUGGGCCGCAGCAUGCACAGAGAAGGAAGAGGUAGCUGAAAGGCAAUGCUUGUGCCCAUACCAGCCUGUACCUAUGCUUGGCAUUAGCUAGAUAAAAUAGAAUCACACAUAGCACUUUACAGCUAUAAAAGGAUGCUCUAGAAGUGUACUAGAAACCAAGAGAGGAAACGUCCACAGUAAAUCCUAAACAGAUUUCCUGAGUGUCUGCCAUGUUGACAGACAUUCCAGAGAUCACUGCAGCAAAAAGAAAAGUCACUCAGAUGUUAGCCCCACUUCAGGUAGGAGGAUGGGACAUAGUAACCACUCAGGGACCAUAUCAUAAACUGCACAUUUUAUGUAAUAGCCCUGUAAAACAGAACAUAGAACCACAAGGAAGAAAUGAAUAACCCAUUUUGGAAUUUUCUGUUUUCCCCCCUUCCAUCCCAUUUCAUUAAUAAAGACACGCUGGUUGACACGC
Messenger RNA from Peromyscus maniculatus bairdii (prairie deer mouse), 1988 nucleotides. Its product is annotated as betaine--homocysteine S-methyltransferase 1. Gene Ontology annotation, molecular function: zinc ion binding; betaine-homocysteine S-methyltransferase activity. Gene Ontology annotation, cellular component: cytosol. Gene Ontology annotation, biological process: L-methionine salvage. The record is from RefSeq and is a predicted model, not a curated record. Lineage: Eukaryota; Metazoa; Chordata; Mammalia; Rodentia; Cricetidae.